GUGAAGACUCGACUUCAGAGUCCAGUGAGCCCGAGAUAAUUCCCCGUUAUUCAAGUGUCGAAAGCCAGCAAAAGAUUGAAAAGUUUGUGAAUGAUGUAGUGAAAAUCCAGGAGGAGACCCUGAAAGACCAGCAGCAAAAUGCUGGAAGAAAAACUGAGACAGCUACUGAGAACCAGCAAAAAGGAUCCAAUGCAGAUAUAGUAGACCAAGCUGCUUUACCAUUGAGUUUGGACAGAGGGGGUAAUGCUGAGUUUGUGCGGUCAGAAGAAGAGAUUUUCUCACCAUCACUGGAUACUUCUGACCAGUUGCAGAGCACAGUCUUCAACAGCGAUAUUACAGAUUUAUCAUCAAACAAGGUGCCUGCUGAGAGGGUUCUAGUGACAGAACUGGUAAAGGCAAACACCAUAGAGACCAUCUGCUUAGAAGAGGAGAGGAAAUUAUAUAUUGAUGAUCUACCUGACCUGGAAGAUGUAAAUGUAAGUAACUCAUCAGAACCGGAACAGACCUCAAGCUGCAAGACUAUCUAUCGGCCAAAGAUUGAGAUCAUUGCUGCUGCAUAUGAUGAUAGUGAGUUAGACAUGGAGGAAGAUAUAGGAGUUCUCUUACAGGACGUUCAAGAUGAAAUAAAUGAAGAAACCUCAGCAGAUCAAAAAGAGAAUGAAGGUGGAGAUACAACUAGCCAAAAUAAACCAAUUGGAACUUUAGAAGAAAAGUGUGCGACACAACUAAGUACUAGCAAAACAGGAAGCUUGUUAACGAAUGAGAGAAAUGUAGAAAUAACAACACUUGAACUGAAUAUCAGCAGCACUCCACCAGGGACACCUGAGGAAGACCAACCUACAAGAAUACUCAUAGAGGAAAUCUCCAGCCAAUCCGUAACUGAGAGCACUAAGCAAAUUACGCCACUGGCUCAAGGAAAUUUCACUCAUCACGGUCCAGAAGGAGAAAAAAUUGAAGAAGAAUUAGCAGUUUUGGAGAUUGAUCACGUUCACACUGAAGACAUUGAGUUUGGCCUGGACUGAUGAUAUUAACCAAUGAGAAAAGACUCCAGUUUACGGAAGAUUUAUUUAACAGUUGUAACUGCUUUGGUAAAUUACAGUGUUUUAAGGUGUUCUAAAAUGUGCUGUUAAGUCUAUUUUUGACUGUUAUUUCAAUAAAUUACUUUAUUCCUUUAGAGGCCUGCAAUA
Messenger RNA from Rhincodon typus (whale shark), 1187 nucleotides. Its product is annotated as dynein axonemal assembly factor 1-like. The transcript is spliced from 5 exons. The annotation marks the transcript as partial. The record is from RefSeq and is a predicted model, not a curated record. NCBI's taxonomy places the organism in Eukaryota, Metazoa, Chordata, Chondrichthyes, Orectolobiformes, Rhincodontidae.